UUAUAUUUCUCCAGACAGCAUUACAUGCAGUAACGACGUCGCCACGAUGAUUCUAAUUCUCGCCGCUUUGAUAUCUGUGGUCGCCGCCCACCCAACCUCCCGUAUCGUGGGUGGUUCCGAGGCCGCCCCCCACAGCCACCCGUACAUCGCCUCCCUCCAGCGAGCCACCCUGGGCAUCUUCUGGUCCCACAGCUGCGGAUGCAGCCUGAUUUCUCCGUCAUGGUGUCUCACUGCCGCGCACUGCGUGGACGGCGCCAGCUCAAGUUCCCUGAGAGUCCAGUUAGGGGAACACAGUCUUAGCAGCAGCGAGUCAGGAGAGCAGAGGAUCGGAGUCAGGAGAGUUGUCAUGCAUCCUGGCUACAACGGCAACGCAGCCGGCUACCCCAACGACAUCGCCUUGUUGGAACUGAAUAGUGCUGCCACCAUCUCCAGCACUGUCCAGCUGAUCGAUAUCUCUCCAGAGGGCGCUUCCUACGAGGGCCAGGACGUCAUCAUUUCCGGAUGGGGAAGGACCGUCGGGGGUGGGACGCUCCCAGACCGGCUGCAAGAGGUCACCAUGCAGAAGAUAUCAAACGCUGAAUGCACCCAGAGGUGGGCCCCCGUUAGCGGAGCCAGCAUCAACGACCAACACAUCUGCAUCUACGACAGCAGUCAACAGGCUUCAGCUUGCAAUGGUGACAGUGGUGGACCCAUGAUCAUCAGAUCAAGUGGCCAGGCUGAUGUUCUGGUUGGUGUGACGUCAUGGGGCAUCAGCACGUGCGGAGGAGACUACCCAAGCGUCUACACGCGCGUCUCCGAGUUCAUUUCCUGGAUCAACAGCUACGUCGGUUAAAUUGUUGAUAAAUAAAGUGAUCAGCUGUUA
Molecule: messenger RNA, 862 nt
Organism: Haliotis rufescens (red abalone)
Lineage: Eukaryota; Metazoa; Mollusca; Gastropoda; Lepetellida; Haliotidae
Product: fibrinolytic enzyme, isozyme C-like
Exons: 6
Coding region: 47-832 (261 amino acids)
Biological process (GO): proteolysis
Molecular function (GO): serine-type endopeptidase activity
Source: RefSeq, a predicted model, not a curated record